AUGUCAAGUGAAAGAGUGAAGGAAGGGCACUACAAUGGAAAGGAUGGCUGUACCGUUGCGGAUGCGGACGAGAAGAAGAUCGAUGACAAGCUGAGGAGGAUAGCAUGGGUAGGACUUGGCGAGCAGAAGGAUGGUCUCGCUACAAAGAAGUUUGACAAGGAGGCCCUGAAAGAGGGCUUCUUCUUCGUCACUGGGGAUUGGGACCCAAUCUCCAUUCUUCGCUCUUUCGACGAUAUCAGUAUCGAUGCCCUCAUGCACCGGGAAGAAGGCGCACAGAAUGAAGAUAAGACGAAGGACAGCUGA
Ostertagia ostertagi is the source of this 303-nucleotide messenger RNA. Lineage: Eukaryota; Metazoa; Nematoda; Chromadorea; Rhabditida; Trichostrongylidae. The record is from the annotation of a GenBank genome assembly.